AUGAGAGUACCGUUGACAAAGCAUGAACCAUCUAGCAAGUAUUCAUGGAGACAACAUGUAGAACGACAAUUAGCAACAGCAAGAGCUAAAUUUGGCGGUGAAGAAGCUCAAGAACCAAUGAGCGAUUAUGGCAGCGAUAUUGGUUAUUAUGGACCAGCACUUUUGGGAGGGCAGAAGUUCCGACUGUUGUUUGACACUGGCAGCUCUGACUUGUGGGUUCCGCAAAUAAAUUAUAAUAAUGGGAUGCCAACUACACAUAACACAUUUAAUCCUGAUAAAUCAUCAACUUUUAAAACUAAUCAUAAAAAGUUUUCAAUUACCUAUGGAAGUGGAAAUACAUCAGGAAUCGCUGCAACUGACGUGUUUGAAAUUGCUGGUUUUACCAUUAGGAGACAAACUUUCGGUCUCUCUGACGUAGUUUCUGAUGACUUUACUGACAGUCCAUUUGAUGGUAUUCUUGGUAUGGCUCUUGAUAAUUUAAGCUCAUUACGUGCCAAAACUCCAUUUCAAAAUUUAAUCGAUAGUGGUGAGGUUAAAUCUUCCGUAUUUAGCUUCGUACUCGGUAGUGUUAAGGAGGGCACCAAUAAAUCUGGUAACGAACUCAUUAUUGGUGGAAUUGACCCAAGAUUUUCUGAUAGCAUCUCAUAUAACUCACUUAAUUCUACUGACGGGUUCUGGCAAAUUCCCCUGGAUGAUGCCCAUGUGAAUAGAAAGUCAUUGGGAUUAAAUGGAAAGUCUGCCAUUAUUGAUACUGGAACAACACUUCUUAUCGUACCACCUCAAGAUGCAGAAUUUAUCCAUAGUUUAAUUCCCGGCGCUGAAAAUAAUGAUGGAACUUACUUAAUCCCAACUGAUACUUCGACUGUAGUGUCUUUAACCUUCGGUGGAAUUUCUUAUGAAAUCAAAACCGAACAUUUAGUUACCUAUGAUGCAGGAAACGGUUUAAGCGUUUCAGGUAUUCAAGGUGGAAGUGUGACUGGAUCUGAUGAUGUGUGGUUGGUUGGUGAUGUUUUCCUUAAAAAUGUAUGUAGCGCAUAUGAUGUCAACAAUCGUGCCGUAGGUUUUGCACCAUUGAACUAA
Cetraspora pellucida is the source of this 1080-nucleotide messenger RNA. NCBI's taxonomy places the organism in Eukaryota, Fungi, Glomeromycota, Glomeromycetes, Diversisporales, Gigasporaceae. The record is from the annotation of a GenBank genome assembly.